GAAAUACUUUGAAGCAAAAUUGCGAUUGAAGUCUAAAAUCUGAAAUUCUCCUUCGAUCUCCGUCUGUCUGCGAUUAAAGAAGCCGACGAAGCAGCCUCGCCCACACCCGAACUAAAUCAUCGAAGCCAUGGCUGAAGAAGCGGGGAUGUUUACAGUUCCUCAAACCAUCGGUACUGUUUUGUGUUGCAAAUGUGGUAUCCCAAUGGCGCCAAAUGCUGCCAAUAUGUGCGUGAAAUGUUUACAAUCGGAAGUUGAUAUCACAGAAGGUUUACAGAAGCAUGUGAUUAUUCUGCAUUGCCCCGAGUGUGAUAAAUACCUGCAGCCGCCGAGAACUUGGAUUAAAGCGCAGUUAGAGUCAAAGGAGCUGUUGACCUUUUGUGUUAAGAGGGUGAAAAAUUUGAACAAGGUCAAGUUAGUGCAUGCAGAGUUUGUUUGGACUGAACCCCACUCUAAGAGGAUCAAGGUUAGGCUGAGAGUUCAGAAAGAGGUUCUGAAUGGUGCAAUACUUGACCAAACAUGCAUUGUUGAGUAUGUCCAGCAGGAGCACAUGUGUGAAUCUUGCACAAGGGUUCAGGCCAAUCCUGAUCAGUGGGUUGCUUCUGUGCAACUCCGUCAACAUGUGUCUCACAGAAGAACCUUUUAUUAUCUGGAGCAGCUGAUUCUGAAGCAUGAUGCUGCUGUUCGUGCCAUUAAAAUCAAGCUGAUGGAUCAAGGUAUUGAUUUUUUCUUCGGUAAUCGCAAUCAUGCUGUGAAAUUUGUGGAAUUUUUGGGUAAGGUUGCCCCCAUUCGGAGUCGCCAUGACAAACAGCUUGUCUCACAUGAUUCUAAGAGCAAUAACUAUAAUUACAAGUACACUUUCUCUGUUGAAAUAUCACCAAUCUGCCGUGAGGAUUUGAUCUGUCUUCCACCAAAGCUUGCUGGUAGUAUUGGAAAUAUUGGUCCUCUUGUGAUCUGCACAAAAGUGACACACAGCAUUGCUUUGCUAGAUCCAUUCACUCUAAGACAUUGUUUCUUGGAUGCGGAAAAAUAUUGGAGGGUAUCUUUUAAGUCCCUAUUCACUAGCAGACAGCUUGUGGAAUACAUUAUAUUGGACUUGGAGCCUAUUUCUUCUGAAGUUAAUGUUGGUGAAUCAAAGUAUGUUCUAGCUGAAUGCCAAGUGGCUCGUGUGUCGGAUUUUGGGAAGAAUGAUACAAUUUUCAAUAUAAGAACACACCUAGGUCAUCUAUUGAAACCUGGGGAUUACGCUCUUGGUUAUGACUUAUAUAAUGCUAAUAGUAAUGAUAUUGACUUCGACAAGCACAAGCGUCUCAACCUUCCGGAAGCAAUUUUGAUGAAGAAGAGCUAUGAAGAGAAGCGCCAGGAGAAACAUGGGAAGGCACGUCCAUAUAAACUGAGGUCUAUUAACAUGGAUGUUGAUGAAUCCCAGAGUAGAGCUGAGCAAGAAAAAAUGAGCUCUGAGUAUGAACAAUUCUUGAGAGAUUUGGAGGAGAAUCCUGAGAUGAGGUUCAAUAUAUCGUUGUACCGUAACAAAGAAUACCAGCCUUCGGAGAUUGCAUCCAUGACUGAUGGAGAAGAUCUACCUUCUGUCCCUCUUGAAGAGUUGAUGGCUGAUCUUGAUAUAAGUGAUGAGGAAGAUGUGGACGAGAGCAUGAGAGAGUGACAAGAAUUUUGGUCUGCUUAACAGUUUUGGUUUGUGAGUAGGAGUGUCUUUAUAUCAUUAGUUACUUUGUACUCUUAAAUAUUUGUAUGAUUUUGGCUUUCGUUAUUCGAAAAAGCAAUAUGUUUCCAUAUGACCAUCUGGAUUGGUACUUGUUCAUGCAUAAUUUCUUGAUUUGUAUCCCCAUCAAUAAGCAGGUUUGAGUAUGGUGAUA
Tripterygium wilfordii is the source of this 1871-nucleotide messenger RNA. Its product is annotated as 60S ribosomal export protein NMD3-like. The record is from RefSeq and is a predicted model, not a curated record. The coding region runs from base 128 to 1660 and encodes 510 amino acids. NCBI's taxonomy places the organism in Eukaryota, Viridiplantae, Streptophyta, Magnoliopsida, Celastrales, Celastraceae. The transcript is spliced from 2 exons. Gene Ontology annotation, biological process: ribosomal large subunit export from nucleus. Gene Ontology annotation, molecular function: ribosomal large subunit binding. Gene Ontology annotation, cellular component: nucleus; cytoplasm.